CCCGGCCCCCCCCCAGGCACCGCCCCAUGCCCCCGAGACCCGAGCUGUAUGGACCGCCUCUGUCGGCGAGGACCCGCAAGGACUCCGCGGACGUGCGACGCCGCGAGCAUCGGGAAGUCCGCGAGGCGGCCAGAGAGGCCUUCUGCGGCCCUCGUGGCGGCGCGCACCGCCGGCGCCGGCGCCCCGCGGGGCUCCUCGGCGCCGGCGCCGUCGCGGGCCUGGGAGCCGCCGGACGAGCCCGGGGACGCUGCGGGCGCCGGCGGCGGCAGGCUCUGGCACGGCCGGGGCUUCUUCGUGCAGAUCGAGCGGUGCGCGGGCAUCGCAGGCAAGGUCACCUCCGUCCGCGUGGACGAGGACGACUAUGCCGCGCGCUCGGAGAGGCUGAGGGAGGCGGUGGAGGCGCUCUUCGAGGGCAAGCUCGAGGUCGACGUCGUAGACGUCCCGACGCCUUACGCCAUGGAGGUCCGGGUGAUGCCAGAGGGCCUGCGCGGGCGGCACCUGGUGGGCAGGGACGCGGAGUGCGUGGGCGCGCACACGGUCUUCUCGAAGCUCCAGUGCAGGAAGUGGCCGAACACCGAGCACGUCCUGCAGGAGCUCCGGGACUUCUGCCGCGUGACCGUGAAGAUCGCGCUGAUCGGCAAGGAGCUCAAGCCCGCCGUCACCCCGCAGCAGAGGGCCGCCUCCCACGAGGUGCACCGGAGGACGCCAGAGGGCCGUGCCGCGGAGCCCGCGGCGCGCGACGCCGCCGACGCCCCUCGGAGGGCGUCGGCGGAGGACAAGCCGGUGCCUCUGCCCUGCAUCGUCUUCCACUGCACGCACUCCGGCGGGCAGAGCUUCGAGCUGCAUUCCGACUCGGCCGGUGCCUGCGAGGCCCUCUUCUACCCAGGGCGCUAUGCCCUCCGCUGCGACGAGCAGUCCCGCUACGAGCGGAUGUCCCCGAGCGCGAUCGACGUGCCCGUGAUCUUCAAGACGCAGAGGUUCACGGUCACGGCGGUCCUCAAGAAGAAGUGCACCUUCUUCGUGGUGGACCACUUCGGCCGUCCUUGGGGCCGCUUCCCUCUGAGGCUGGAGCAGCGCGAGGGCGCGGGCGCGGGGCCUCUGACGCUCUGGACGCGGGUGAACGGCCGCGGCAGGGUGCGGCUCAGCAGGGGCACGUACGCCGUGUCCUACGACGGCGGGCCCGAGGGGAGCUGCUUGGCGCCCGCCGACUGGCCCGUGGAGGCCUUCGAGCAGGUGUUCGAGGUGAAGGAGACCGAGGCUCCCCAGUUCUUCCGGGUCUCUGUGCGGCGGCUGCGCUUCACCUGCGAGGUGGUCCUGCGAACUCGAUUCGAGGACCCGGUGCCUCACUGCCCCUUCAAGGUGACGCCACCGAACAGCAGGCAGCUGGUGAUGGCGGGCAGCACCAACAGCAUAGGUGUUGCCACCUGCGACCUGCCGGCUGGGAGCUUCGUCCUGAGACUCGCGCCGUCGGACCAGUCCGCCUUUGUUCUGUCCCGCGUGGAGGUGGAGGUGCGAGACGACGGCUCUUUCUCGCCACUGCAGGCCACGAUUGCGACCAAGACCGUCGAGGUCGACUUCAGGCUCGUCACCCCCGACGGCAGGCCUGCGCCCGACUGUGACUUCGCGCUCACCGCCCGGUUCCCGGAGGACGGCGGCGACGGGUUGAGCAGGCUGCGGACCGAUGAUCGGGGCGCCGUCAGGGCCAGGAUGCAGCUGCUGGCCCCGCACGAGUUCGUGGUGGCAAGGGCGGCGACGCCCACCGAGUACAUGCCACAGAGCUUCACGUUCCAGACGGAUCGUCGCGAGGUCGCGUGCGUGGUGGCGCGGUCUAUAUUCGGCGGGAUCGCGGAAAACAACGUGCUGUUCCUGCUAGACACCUCUGGGUCAAUGCAGGUCUACAUUGAGGACGUGCAGGCGGCGCUGAACCUGGUGCUAAUCCAGCAGUUCCGCAAGUCAUCGAAGCGUUUCAGCGUCCUCUCCUGCACGGGCAGGCAGGUAGAGCUGUUCCCAGAGCUUCGUGACAGUUCGGCGCAGAACCUGGAGGAUGCAAUGUAUUUCAUCGAGCGGCUGACCACUGGCGGUCAGAGCAAUAUCCUGGAUGCUCUGCGCCGUGCGUUCGGAUUUGAGGAUCUGGAGGGGGUCUACGUGGUGACCGAUGGCAAGUGCGAGAUCGGAGAUGCACUGCUCCAUUUAGUCCGCUCGCUGCACCGGAAGCACCGCGCCAAGCCCCGCGUGAACGUCGUGGCGAUCAACUGCGUCCCGGACCGCCUGAGGUGGCGGGCGCUGUCCGCGAUCUGUGCGGCGACCCGAGGCGAGUUCCGACCCGUGUGCCUCGAGCAGGACGUGAUAGACCCGGUGGGCAUGAAGGUCCGCGCCGGCGAGGCCGUGCCUGCCGGGGACGCGCUCGGAGAAGGGCUCGCCCCCCCCGCCCGGUGCCUCAUCGAGCGACCCGCCUCUGCCGACGGCACGGACGAGGGCGACGAGGAGGAGGACACGCCCGAGCUAAUCCUAGAGGAGGGGGGCGGCUACAGCGACGGCAGCUUCGAGGACGACGACGGGCACAGAGACCCUGCUACAGAGUCGUCCAGCAGCUCGGGGAGCUGAGGGGCAUCCGGCCAUGUCUUCCCUGCGGCCCGCGGUCCCGGGAAUGUGCAGCCCCCCCUCCCGCCCCUUCCCGUGCCCUGCUGCCUGCCUGUCGCGCGGUGAUGUGUCCUGCCUCCGCCUCCCCGCUCGCCACGUCUCCGCCUCGCUGCACUGUGCCGCCCGUCCUCUUGCUGAAAGCCGUUGGUCCCCCCCUCCCCCUCCUCCUCCGCCUCCCCCUCCUCGCCAUCCUGAGGUCCGUCUGCAAGUCCCACGCCGGCUUGACCAGACGGGCGCUGCCUCUUCGUGCCGCAAUCAUCCGACCCCCUGUGUAAGCCGUGAGUCCCGCGUGGUGAUGUCGAUCGGAGACAGGUGCGUCAGAGUAGCAAGUUGACAGUUUCGACGCCGAUGGGCCUCCGAUCCCCACUUCGAGCUCACGAGUAUUUCGUUGGCUUCGACGGUCG
This is a messenger RNA of Prorocentrum cordatum, 3044 nucleotides long. Lineage: Eukaryota; Dinophyceae; Prorocentrales; Prorocentraceae. The record is from the annotation of a GenBank genome assembly.